Oryza sativa Japonica Group (Japanese rice) is the source of this 2134-nucleotide messenger RNA. RefSeq lists its product as uncharacterized. The record is from RefSeq and is a predicted model, not a curated record. NCBI's taxonomy places the organism in Eukaryota, Viridiplantae, Streptophyta, Magnoliopsida, Poales, Poaceae. Gene Ontology annotation, molecular function: lipid binding.
UCGGUGAUCCCCCGGCAUAUCCUCCUCCAUCUCCAAUUCUCCAUUGUCUUCUUCUUCUCCAUCAGAUCAAAUCCAUCGGAAUCGAUCGGUGGCUGGGAGCCUCCUUAUCCCCCACGCAGACGCUUCUCCACCGCACAUUACUCGCCUCCGCCGUUUUGGAUUCUUCCCUGAUUUUUUCCCCUCCUCUCGAUCGCUUGGUGUUUGUGCUUGUUGUUGCGUUGCGUUUGCUUAUAGUGGUCCAGUGAGCUCCAGCGAGCAAAAACAGACGCCAUGAGCGCCAGAGAGAGAUUUUGGUGCCAAUAGACACACACUGAUUUCAUCAUCAUCUAGGCCCAAAAACCUCUACUCUUCCGCGUCUUGGAAAAUUCUUCUCAGAUUGCAUCACCAGUAGGAGGAUUGUCAGAUUGCUGCUGCUGCUCUUGUACUAGUUGUAUUCAGGAUUCAGAAUUUGGGCGGACGACGACGAGGAUAAAUCGGAUCUUUUCUUCCUCCUUGAUUAAUUCCUGAGGCGUGUGUGUGAUUAGUUCAAAAAAGAAAAAUAGAAGCGAGAUGUCGGCGUUGCUCGAUCUGCUCAUGGGGGUCUUCCGCCAGCCGACCCUCGGCGGCGUCGCCCUCGAGCUCGCCUCCCUCGCCGCGCCGCUCUGGCUCGCCGCCCUCGUCGGCCUACUCAUCGGCUGGGCGUGGCGCCCGCGCUGGGCCCUCGUCGUCGUCGGGGAGGCGCCGCCGCCGCCGCGUGCCGCCGCCGAGGACUCCUGCCGCAAGAACGAGCUAGUUGCCGCCGUUCCUAGAACUGCGAUGGCCGCCGCCGCGCCGGAGGAGGAUGAGGGAUUGGCCGUCGACACCGGAGAUUUGAUGCACCUCCGCCGCCUUGUCGAGGAGAAGGACGGCGGGCCGGCGUGGAUUCACAUGAUGGACAAGACGCUGCCCACGAUGCGCUACCAAGCAUGGAGGAGAGAUCCUGAGGGUGGCCCGCCUCAAUACCGCAGUAGCACUAUCUUUGAGGAUGCAUCGCCAGAAGUUGUCAGGGAUUUCUUCUGGGAUGACGAGUUCCGGAUUAAGAACACUUGGGACGACAUGCUUCUUCAGCACGAUACGUUGGAGGAGUGCACAAAGACUGGAACGAUGGUUCUCCGGUGGGUCAGGAAGUUCCCGUUCUUCUGCAGUGACAGGGAGUACAUUAUCGGUCGCAGGAUAUGGGCAUCUGGAAAGACGUAUUACUGUGUAACAAAGGGUGUGCCUCGCCCCUCUGUUCCAAGGUGCAACAAACCUCGUCGUGUGGACGUGUACUACUCUAGUUGGUGCAUCCGUCCAGUUGAAUCAAGAAACGGUGAUGGCUCAAUGACCGCAUGUGAGGUGCUCCUGUUCCAUCAUGAGGAAAUGGGGAUUCCAAGGGAAAUUGCAAAGCUCGGUGUUCGGCAGGGGAUGUGGGGCUGCGUCAAAAGGAUUGAGCCUGGCUUGAGGGCAUACCAAAUCGCAAGGACUGCUGGCGAGCCCCUUUCAAAAUGCGCUGCCAUGGCACAUGUCAACACGAAGGUUGAUCCUGAUGAGCUCAUCACUGCAGAGGACAAGACAGAGGCCAGUUCAACCAACAACGCUGAAGCUGAGAAACCAAAGCACUGGACAGGCAAUAUACCCAAAGUCAUCCUUGUAGGUGGCGCAGUUGCCCUGGCAUGCACGUUUGACCAUGGACUGUUAACAAAGGCUCUCAUAUUUGGUACGGCGAGGAGGUUUGCAGGACCAGGAAGGAGAUGAAGUUAAGUCCUAAUGAACAAUUCUUCGCUUAUCAUUUUUCAACAGAAGGUACAAAAGGUCGCCCGCAAAGCUGUCAUCGUACCAAUAGUCCAAUACAGCAGAUGAUGCAGAUCAAGCCUUUUUUGCAGUUCAGAUAGUGCCAUUGUUGCAUAUUCUGGGUUGGUUUGUCCAUGUUAGAUCAGUUCAUGAAAAGAUCUAGUUCGAGACAAAAAGGAGUGUUCGUUUAGCAGACUAGGGGCAUACUGCUGUUACUGCAGUUUCUGAGGAUUAGAACUAGCUAAGCUGGGAUUUUGAGACCAAAAAACCGGUUGUAUGGUGUACAAUGUAUUAACGCUCAAAUUUGAGGUGCUAUAAAAUAUAGUGCUAUUGUUUGUUACAAGAA